Molecule: messenger RNA, 1611 nt
Organism: Hansenula ciferrii
Lineage: Eukaryota; Fungi; Ascomycota; Saccharomycetes; Phaffomycetales; Wickerhamomycetaceae
Product: Polycystic kidney disease protein 1-like 3
Exons: 1
Coding region: 1-1611 (536 amino acids)
Source: RefSeq, a predicted model, not a curated record
AUGUAUCAUAGAUUGAACUAUAAUACCAACAAUGGGUUACAAGAAUCACCUAUCAUAGUGUCUAGCUCCAAACAAUCGCAUGAACAAGAGCAUGAACAACAACAGCCAUCAACCAAAAAAGUCUGGAGAUUGAAAAAGUAUCAUAGAUCUGAAGAUGAAAUAAAGACCCAACAAAAAGAUUAUGAAAACCUGGAGUUCAAUACAAAGAAGACUUCCUCAAGAAGGCCAAAAAACAAGAAUGGUCAACAAGAGUUUGUAUUCGUUGAUUUAUCACCAACUAAAAAGGGAUCUUCAACUCCAAAAGAAUCAACAGAUUCAACCACACAAAAGAAACAGGGAAGGGUAUCAAGAUUAUUUCGUCUAAACACUGCAAGCGAGACUGCUUUACCUAGAAUUCCAUCACCAAUUACAUCUUCAACCGGAUCAAACUCAAGACCUACUUUAAUGUCUUCACCAGAAUUACCAGACUUACCAGCUCAACCACAACCAAUCAACCAUCAAAGACAAAAAGUUGUUCAGCCGAUCCCACGUCUGGCCCCAAGCUCAUAUGCACCACCACCAAUUCAACCACCACAAUUGAAAAGAUCAUAUACAACAGCCAAUGCUGCUAGAUACCUUGAAAGAUCAACCUCUUCGGCUUCUUUGGUCAUGACUGUUUCAGAGAAUGGUCGUGCUGUUUUACAACCAUCUCAAGCUCCAUCAAAACCAACCAUUUCAAGAACAUUAUCUACAUCUUCCUCGGUUUCGGACAUGUACAGCUUAUCAAGAGCAAAUUCUGCUAGACAAUCACCAAUACCAUCACCUCCAAGAAGAACUAUUUCUCCAUUACAUGCCCAACAUUUGGAUACAUUUUCAGAUUAUGGUGGAUCUCAUCAUGAAGAUGAAGAAGAUCAUUUUGAUGAACCAGAUUACGAAUUCGGUGAAGCAGAAGCAGAUGCUACAAAAGCAUUUUCAAGAGUUAUCAAAAGACAAGCAUCAUUCAGAAAAAGAGCAAAUACAGCAUCAUCAAACAAUUCAAUUGUUUCAUCAUCAUCUCCAGUUGUUCCUCGUAUGCUGACUAGAAACCAAUCAAUUUCUUCAAUGAACUCAUCAUACAAAUCAAGAAUUUCACCAUCAAGAUCAAGUAUGAUGCUUCGUCAAUCUGCAUUGUUACAACAACCACCACAACCACACUUCACUCAACAACAACCAUUACCUUCACCUCAUGAUCAACCAAAUGAUUUCAAUUUUUCAUUCUUUGAUGAUCUUCAACCAUCAUUAGGAAACAAUAAAAGUCAUAGAAAGACCGCUUCUCUUACAGAAAGUGUUACUCAAUUAGGUCCACCAUUAGAAGUUAAUUCUUCCGAUAAUGAUCCAGAAAGUCCAUAUACUACAAAUACAGAUGUUAUGUACCCAUUUGAAUUUGGUAAUGCAGGACUUGAUCAUACGCAUCCAGAUAAUGAGAUUGAGCAACAUCACCAAGGAAAUACUAGUCAUUUUGAUGAAACAUUUAAAACCAUGACUAGUAAUGAUCAUACACUUGGUGCUGAUACACUCACUGGAUAUGAAGAUAACGGUCAAUCUUUCUUUGACUUUAAUGCAUUUAUAAAUUAUGAAGACCAGCAUUUUUAA